AUGGGAUGGGUGCGGGGACCCCUGGCAUGUCCCCGGCAGUGGCUGUCCCCAGCAGUGGCCAUGGCAGCAGGUCGUGGCCCCGCUCGCUCGUGGGCUGGGAAGCCCCUGGACCGCGGCCUCGUCGUCUGGUUCCCAGGUCCCCAGAGCUUCACCGGGGAGGACUGCGCCGAGCUGCACGUGCAUGGCGGGCCGGCGGUGGUGAGCGGGGUGCUGCGGGCGCUGGGGCGCCUGCCCGGGCUGCGUCCUGCCGAGCCCGGGGAGUUCACGCGCCGAGCCUUCCACCGCGGGAAGCUGGACCUGACGGCGGCCGAGGGGCUGGGGGACCUGAUCCGGGCGGAGACGGAGGCCCAGCGGCGGCAGGCGCUGCGGCAGAUGGAGGGCGACCUGGGCCGGCUCUACCAGCGCUGGAGUGAGACCCUCACCCAGGCUCUCGCCCACCUUGAAGCCUAUAUCGACUUCAGUGAGGAUGACAACGUGGAGGAAGAGGUCUUAUCCCAAGUGGAUGCCACCGUGCGGGGGCUGGAGCAGGAGAUCGGUGCCCACCUGCAGGACGGGCGCCGCGGGGAGCUGCUCCGCGGGGGGGUCCACGCCGUCAUUGCCGGCCCCCCCAACGUGGGCAAGAGCAGCCUGCUCAACCUGCUCUGCCGGCGUCCGGCAGCCAUCGUGUCGCCGGUGGCGGGGACGACGCGGGACGACGUCCUCGACAUCAUCUUCAGGGACUUCUGCGUUGGCAAGUGA
Aptenodytes forsteri (emperor penguin) is the source of this 738-nucleotide messenger RNA. It is a transcript of the gene GTPBP3, whose product is annotated as GTP binding protein 3 (mitochondrial). Gene Ontology annotation, cellular component: cytoplasm; mitochondrion. The coding region runs from base 1 to 738 and encodes 245 amino acids. Gene Ontology annotation, biological process: tRNA methylation; tRNA wobble uridine modification. The record is from RefSeq and is a predicted model, not a curated record. Gene Ontology annotation, molecular function: GTP binding; protein binding. Lineage: Eukaryota; Metazoa; Chordata; Aves; Sphenisciformes; Spheniscidae. The transcript is spliced from 9 exons.